This is a messenger RNA of Electrophorus electricus (electric eel), 2219 nucleotides long. It is a transcript of the gene pnocb, whose product is annotated as prepronociceptin b. The record is from RefSeq and is a predicted model, not a curated record. Gene Ontology annotation, biological process: chemical synaptic transmission; sensory perception; neuropeptide signaling pathway. Gene Ontology annotation, cellular component: axon terminus; plasma membrane; neuronal cell body. Lineage: Eukaryota; Metazoa; Chordata; Actinopteri; Gymnotiformes; Gymnotidae. Gene Ontology annotation, molecular function: opioid receptor binding.
ACUGAGGGUCAGACACUGCUACCUUACUCUGAGAGUGGCUGUUUGUGAGAGGGAGAAAGGAAGAGUACUUCCUCCAUACCAGAGCACAGCUGCCGCUAUUCCAGUGUCUUCCGUGAACAAGCCAUGAAGGCCCCUCUGUGGAGCGUCCUGUUUCUCAGUCUGUGUGCCUCCAGUCGUAGCGACUGUCAGGCGGACUGUUUAACCUGCAGCCUACUACUGUCUCAGCACCAGGCUUUCAGCACGCUGGUGUGUCUGCUGGAAUGCCAAGCCCAGCCGCUACAGUCGCUCACGUGGGACUUGUGCUUCCGAGCUGUGGGUCUGAACCCACCAACAGAGGGUGCCCUGCAGAAGCGCAGCGCAGAGGAGGGGAUAGAGGAGCCGGCCCACGACGACGGCGGCGUGGACGACUCGGAGGUGCUGGAGCGAUUCCGCCAUGCCGCGCAAGCCCUCGCCGGCCAGCAGACUUCCGAUGAAGCACCGGGCUCCGAACGGUUGGGGCUCCGCUAUGGUUUGGAGCUGGACUCUGGGAUGGAAGAGGAGGAUGAGGAGGAGGAGGAGCAGGGCGGGGCUUAUCCAGACGCUGGGGCGGAGCUGGGCACCGACUCUGCCCUUGACCUGUCCAAACGCUUCGGCGGAUUUGUCAAGGGCCGGCACGGAUUCCGGAAGCUGGUCAGCUCCGGCAGGCACCUGCAGAAGCGCUACGGCGGCUUCAUCGGGAUCCGCAAGUCGGCCCGGAAGUGGAACAACCAGAAGCGUGUGAGCCAACUGCUACGGCAGUACCUGAGCCUGACGUCACGCUCGGGCCGAUACAACAAACCGGGUCCUGCCGCCCUCCGGCAAAAAAACUAACCAAGCGGCAGCAGAUGCCAGUCUCUCGCCGCUGACCUGUACCACACACCAACCCCCCCACCCCACCCCCGCCCACUCACACCCACCCAGACAAACUGAAAUAUAUUACGAGAUAUUGUGUUGAUGCUCACUGAGGAAUGUUUUCUCCCUGUUGGCUUGUUUUGACCAUUGACAUUUCAAUGAAGCAGUAAACUACUGAGACUGAACCGAUGAAGGUCAUUGUGCUCACUUAUUCAAUAGUCAGCAGGCUGUUUGUUUGAGUUCCAGCAGUUGGCCUUCUACACAUUUAAGUUUUAACCAUGGCAAAAAAAAUAUUAAAUAAAAGCAACGCACUGAAACUUCCUUUGAGCGUGUGCAUCAGUAUCGUGGGAAGGGACCUCUGGAUGUAAGAGGAAUUACAAAGCACCGGGAACGUUCAUCCGUUCUGUGAAUGUCAUGAGAGAAAAAGCACUUUAACUUUUAGCGUUCAUCCUUACAUGUCACUGGUCACGCUCGGUUUAAGUUAUUUGCAUGCAAGGACACACGUCAUUUAAGUAUCCUGAUAUGGCCAUCAGAUGGAUGGCAUCAUUUCUGUCAUUUUCUUUUACCUAUACCUGAAAUUUAAGAUGCUCUGGUGAACUCAUGUGAGAAGAACUUUCAGUAACAAGCUAAACUUAAGUGUCUCCUAAUCCUAACAUGCAGGGCACUGCCCAGUAUGUGAGUUAAACGAGGAGUACUACAUAUUAAAUAGGGAGCCAUUUUGAGUAGUGGUUCAGGUUGUGGAUUACACAUUAAAUCCCCAGAGCAAUGCUGCCCUCUAGGGCUCACUCAACGCAACUACCAGAGAGGUUAUCUGGAUCCAUUGCGAUCACUAUGAACAAGCUGAUCCCAGAUCAGCCCAGAGCGGCUAGCCUGCGAUGUUGCAUUAAUAGCAUCCUGGUCACAGUUCGUUUGAACGCCAGCUUCAUAUCCACAGAUGGAGUCCGUUAUGCAUGGCUUUCCCGCGCUACCUGCUGCUUGUACACAAACACGUGCAAAUGGAGUUACUUUAGCCUUUAAUUUUACACUAUUCGAGUAUUGCUUUUUAAAAGUCACUGGAUUACGCUUUUCCUGUUUACGUUAGUAGGUGGUCUACAAGAAAAUAAAGAAUGAACAUACAGUCUGGAAAGUCCAUUACAGUCUUGUUCAUUUAUAUGUCAUUUUGGCUUUGUGAAUAAUGUAUAUUUAAGACCACGUUACAUUUUGGCUUUGUGAAUGAUAACACAGGUCCAACGCUGCUUGCACUUCUUUUUCCAAAGUCAUCGUUUCUUUCAGGCCUUCAAACUUGUACAUUAAAUGCACACGAAUGCCAAUAAAAUAGUUUACUAUUUCUCAAAAAAAAAAAAAAAAAA